This is a messenger RNA of Uncinocarpus reesii 1704, 702 nucleotides long. RefSeq lists its product as uncharacterized. The transcript has a single exon. NCBI's taxonomy places the organism in Eukaryota, Fungi, Ascomycota, Eurotiomycetes, Onygenales, Onygenaceae. The record is from RefSeq and is a predicted model, not a curated record. The coding region runs from base 1 to 702 and encodes 233 amino acids.
AUGCCGAUCCGCGAGAAAAUAAAACGGGUCUUCUCCCGAACUUCGGCCGCCUCCUCCUCCUCCUCCCCUUCUUCCUCCAUCACCACCCCAGCCCCCCAGCGCUCCAAGCCAAAAACCACCACCGUCGUCCUCGCCGGCGUCAAAACGGUCAAAGUGAAGCCCCGGCUCGGGAAAGAUGGAAAGCCCAAGAUCGAAAUCUACAAGCCGCACGAGGUGCCGCGUUCAAAGUACCGCGGGCCCUUUGACCAAGACCACCUGCGGAGCUUGGCUGCAUACUCGAUUCCCACCGCCAUGUCGGAUCGGCCGCGGUCAAUGGUGUCGGAGCUGUCGCCCAUGGGCACCUGGGCGCCGCCGACGAGGCGGAAUAGCCUGGUCCGGCACGAAGCGGUGGCGAAGAAGAUGAUUGAUGGGCUGACGCAGGCUCUGGAGGAGAUGGAGAGGCAGGUUGAUUCGCCGUCGGAGGAGGGUGAGGAGAAUAUGCGUUUUUCUUGUCGUGAUACCCGGGGCCUGAAUACUCCAGCAGACGGUACCUCUCCUGAGGUUCCUUAUUUUGCUAAUACCAAGGGCAACGUUAGCUCGUCCACGUUGUUAUCGUUGCGUACUCUCCACAUUGAAGAUACACAGACCCUUUUAUCGAGCUGUGAUGAAAGAGGAAUGACGAUUCUUAAUGACGGAAGAUGCAAGGCAGGUUUGAUCAAUUGA